This is a messenger RNA of Haemonchus placei, 705 nucleotides long. The record is from the annotation of a GenBank genome assembly. Lineage: Eukaryota; Metazoa; Nematoda; Chromadorea; Rhabditida; Trichostrongylidae.
AUGUUACGUCGUUUCUUCGCGAGAAGAGGAGUUCCAUGUUUGAUAACCAGCGAUAACGCUCGAACAUUCGAGCUAGGUGAGACAAUACUCAAGGAGAGCAUUCAGGCGGCAAGACACGACCCGACAGUCUUACGAGAAUGGAGUGAUAGGGAGAUUACCUGGCGACAUAUCACGCCAUACGCUCCCUGGCAAGGAGGACUCUAUGAAAGGCUAAUUAAGUCAGUUAAACACUCUCUGCACAAGACUCUCGGAAGAUCGCUGCUUUCCUUCGAGGAACUGUCGACUACCGUAAUCGAAAUCGAGGCUUUGCUCAAUACAAGUCUUCUAACAUACGUGUCGAACGAUAUCAACACGUCUAUCUUGCAUCCGAUAGACUUCGUACAGAAGGACUUGCAGCUAUCUUGUCCCUUAGCACCCAUUUUAAAUGAAAAGGAAGGUCCCACAUAUAGACCUGCGGAAGAAGAACCAACGCUCCAAACGAGGAAACAAGCACUUCAAGCGUUGGACCAUCGUGCAACUUUACCGAACGAUUUUGGCACGUGUGGCAAACCCAAUAUCUCACUGCUCUAUGCGAAAAGCAUAUUCUCAACGUCGGACGUAAGAGGGGAUGUGUGCAGCUCCCGACAGAAGGACCAAUCGUUCUACUGUGUGAUCCGAUACAACCACGCCAUUACUGGAAGAUGGACAUUAUUCAUGAGGUUGUGA